Protomyces lactucae-debilis is the source of this 1093-nucleotide messenger RNA. RefSeq lists its product as uncharacterized. The transcript has a single exon. Bases 133 to 1062 code for a protein of 309 amino acids. Gene Ontology annotation, cellular component: ribonuclease MRP complex; nucleolar ribonuclease P complex; cytosol. Gene Ontology annotation, biological process: tRNA processing; nuclear-transcribed mRNA catabolic process, RNase MRP-dependent; rRNA processing. The record is from RefSeq and is a predicted model, not a curated record. Gene Ontology annotation, molecular function: ribonuclease MRP activity. NCBI's taxonomy places the organism in Eukaryota, Fungi, Ascomycota, Taphrinomycetes, Taphrinales, Protomycetaceae.
UAUCAAUUCAUUUUUGAGGGGGCCCUUUUCAGGUUGUGACCUAACCCUAUUCGACGCUUGCUGACCACAGAAGCUUGCGAUCACGACCAUCAACUGCACACAAGUGCACACAAUACAGCUAAGACAAGGACGAUGACUCUGGAGCAAUCGACUGUACCUCCAGGCAGGAAGACUGUCUUCAAGACUGUUCUAGAUACGCCCUUCCCGCCAGAGACUGGGGAAUGGCCAAAGCUAAAAGAGGACGCAAAGUUCGACGAGACUAGCUUUUACGAUGCGCUCUCAAAGACAUUGUUGAGGCUCUUGAAUCCCAUUGACAAUUUUAGAAGAGCAGUCGAUGCUUCUCGAGCACCUAAACGUCGUCGCGGUCGUCAAGGCCGUCAACUCGCAAAGACCUUGCCACCCGCGCCACUUGCUUCUGCUGAGGUAUCAGCCCUUUCGCGGUGUAUUGCGGUCGGAUUGAAUACCUUGAUCGAUACGCUCCAGCUAGAAUGUACUUCAGCGCCACUUUUCAAUCGAAAAUCAUUGCAAAAGCGCGAUGCUCGUACUGUAUUCGACAUUGGCCAGGGCCGCGCAAAGCUCAAAAGCAAGAGAAAGGCAGAGCUGAACGAAACCACAGAAGUUUCGGAAGUGGCAGAGCCUCUGAGACUAUCUGUUGUCUUGGUCUGUCGAGAAGCCUUGGCGGCAAAGUCUCUUGCGAGUCACCUUGCGAGUUUGUGCAGUACUACCGUUGCCAGAAGGGUAGGUGACAGCCACACAGAUUGCCCUCUGUAUCUUGUGGCACUUCCGACUGCAGCUCUCGUGGAUCUUGCAAGCGCGCUUGGAUUUCCUCGGGUCACGGCCAUUGGCUUGACGGCAGAUUGUCCUGUUGAUACUGCAGUUGAUGCGCAGCUCAAGGAACUGUUGGCUUUGCUUGAGCUCAAUAUGAAGCAUGUUGUGGCCGCCGAGUCAGUACCUUUGCCAAACAAGGACAACGUCACCUAUGUGCCUACAAAGUUAAAGCACAUCGAGACGACAGCUCCCAUCAUGAAGCAAAAGCAGGGUGCGAAGGCACAGAAUCAAUAAAGAGUGAAUAAGAAGUAUGAACCUAUGCAAG